AUGGCCAGGUAUCUGCCGGAGCGGUGCAUGAGGCAGUUUGGACGUGUGCAUAUGAUAUUGAGGUCUCCGUUUGAGGCUGCUCCCGACACCAUUUCCCGAGUGGGCCUCACUGCUAUAUUUGUGGAUUGGGCGCAUCAUUUGGUGACCGAGGAGUAUCGGCGUUUGGUGGCCACCCAGAGCUGGCACUGUGUGGAUGGUUAUAUGACAUGGUUUUAUCGGGUGUCACAUCCUCUGAUGACACUCGAAGCUCCAGAAGAUCCACCUAGGCUAGCACAUGAGGAGAUCUUGGAGAACCAGCAGGCCGAGAAGGACCAUGCCACUGGUCAAAGGGUGAUUUCGGAGAUGCAUCUCUGA
Messenger RNA from Vicia villosa (hairy vetch), 354 nucleotides. RefSeq lists its product as uncharacterized. The transcript has a single exon. NCBI's taxonomy places the organism in Eukaryota, Viridiplantae, Streptophyta, Magnoliopsida, Fabales, Fabaceae. The record is from RefSeq and is a predicted model, not a curated record. The coding region runs from base 1 to 354 and encodes 117 amino acids.